Erigeron canadensis is the source of this 697-nucleotide messenger RNA. Its product is annotated as RING-H2 finger protein ATL66. The transcript has a single exon. The record is from RefSeq and is a predicted model, not a curated record. The coding region runs from base 60 to 584 and encodes 174 amino acids. Lineage: Eukaryota; Viridiplantae; Streptophyta; Magnoliopsida; Asterales; Asteraceae.
CAUCUCUUCCCCACUCUAUCUCAAACCCAAACCCAAACCAUCCUGACCACCCCAAACCCAUGCCAAUACUCCGUGCCCACAUCCGCCACACGACUGUCUCAAUGACUACACGACAAGACUCGCAAACAUUUCAUUGGCGAUACAAUGAGCUUGACGAUAAAAACUUUCAAAUUCGUGGACGUACACUCUUCUUUAUCAUUGUACUCUUUUCGACUAUAAUAGUGAUCACGCUUUUGUUUCUAUAUGCACGUUGGAUGUGUCGGUCUUCUACGUCCUCUGCUACCGUGGCAGACACUGCCACGUUGUCACAACAUGCGCGGCCAAUACCUCGGCCGCAUGGUUUGGAUUCGGCUAUGAUUAAUAGCCUUCCUAUCACUCUGCAUCAUCGGCCGUCUACUGAUUCUGAGACGGCCAGUGAAGCAGAGUGCUGUAUAUGUCUUGGAGUAUUUGAAGAAGGGGAGAAAGUGAAAGUUUUGCCAAUAUGUUGUCAUGCUUAUCACUGUGAAUGUGUAGAUAAAUGGCUCACCACUCAUUCUAGCUGUCCUAUUUGCAGAGCGGCACUACUAGUCGACUCACCUGUUUGACUCGAUCGGCUAAUUCUCUUCUUUUUUUUUUCCCUUUUAAACUUUUUUUUAGCAAUGUAAUGCAGAUUAAUCGAUAAAGUAUAACUUAUUAAUUAUAAUGUUCAAUUUCUUCA